CAAACUGUCCCACUCUCUCCGGAGUCUCCACUUGGGCUCGGGCCGAGGAGGCUUGUUUGCCAGAUCCCCGCGUCUCGUUGCACCUGCCUUUCACGUUACCUCUGGGGAUCUGUGGGAGGAGCCGAGUGGGUGAAAAAUGUUGCUUCGCUUUGCAAAAGGAAGAAAACUUUGCCACCCAGCUGGAGACGUCUGCCACGCGUAACCAGGAGAGAGACCAGAACCAGGACAGCCUGUGGCUUUGAUCUGGCGGCCGAUGAGCCCGUAGGAGGAAGAGGAAACGAGCUCGGCGCUCACGCCGACCGCCAUCCCUCCCGUGGGGCGGUGGGCGGUGGCCCAAGGUACCUGCUCCACCCUCCCUCCCCGCUCAAGUCCCCACGCGGUGUCUUCGCGGAAGGGCAGUAGUGACGAGCUCGCAGCCCCAGGCGGAGGACAGGGGCCGGGCUAGGAAGGAGGACCGUAUUCCAGGAACGAGUCAGCCGGAAUCAACUUCUGGUUAAAGUUAUGGGAAGCGCGGCCAUGGACACCAAGAAGAAGAAGGACAUUUCCAGCCCCGGCAAGAAAAUCCCCAGCCAGAAGAAGCGGUCGCUGCGAGUGCACAUUCCGGACCUGAGCUCCUUCGCCAUGCCCCUCCUGGAUGGAGACCUGGAGAGUUCGGAGAAGCUCUCUUCUCGUAAGGCGGACAGCCCCUUGGGCUCGGUCAGCCCCUCCAAGGGCUUCUUCUCCAGAGGCUUCCAGCACCGGCCCUCCAGCCCCGUGUCGGCUCCCGCGCGGCCCAAGACCAGCCCCAGCUCCCCCAAAACCGUGUUCCCGUUCUCCUACCAGGAGUCCCCGCCGCGCUCCCCCCGCCGCAUGAGCUUCAGCGGCAUCUUCCGCUCCUCGUCCAAAGAGUCCUCCCCCACCUCCAGCUCGUCCACCUCGCCGGGCGGCAUCAGGUUCUUCUCCCGCUCCCGAAAAACCUCCGGCCUCUCCUCCUCGCCGUCCACACCCACCCAAGUGACCAAGCAGCACUCAUUCCCGCUCGAGUCCUACAAGCAGGAGCCCGAGCGCCUGGAAAACCGCAUCUAUGCCUCGUCUUCCCCUCCGGACGCGGGCCAGAGGUUCUGCCCGUCCUCCUUCCAGAGUUCAGCCCGGCCUCCGGCGGCGUCGCCCACCCACCAGGCUCCCUCCAGAACCGCGGCGCUGGCGGCGGCCCCCCGACCCGCGGAAGCCGGCAUGCUGGAGAAAUUCGAGUUGGAAGAAGAAGCAGAAGAUUCAGAAAGUGGCGUUUACAUGCGGUUCAUGAGGUCACACAAGUGUUACGACAUCGUUCCGACCAGUUCAAAGCUCGUGGUCUUCGACACCACGUUACAGGUUAAAAAGGCCUUCUUCGCCUUAGUAGCCAAUGGCGUUCGAGCGGCGCCUCUGUGGGAGAGUAAAAAACAGAGUUUUGUAGGAAUGCUAACGAUUACAGAUUUCAUAAAUAUACUUCAUAGAUACUAUAAAUCACCCAUGGUACAGAUUUAUGAGUUAGAGGAACACAAGAUUGAAACGUGGAGGGAGCUUUAUUUACAAGAAACAUUUAAGCCUUUAGUGAACAUAUCUCCAGAUGCAAGCCUCUUCGACGCUGUAUACUCGCUGAUUAAAAAUAAAAUCCACAGAUUGCCCGUUAUUGACCCCAUCAGUGGGAAUGCACUUUAUAUCCUUACCCACAAAAGAAUCCUCAAGUUCCUCCAGCUCUUUAUGUCCGACAUGCCGAAGCCGGCCUUCAUGAAGCAGAACCUGGACGCGCUGGGCAUCGGGACCUACGACAACAUUGCCUUCAUCCACCCGGACACGCCCAUCAUUAAAGCCCUGAGUGUGUUCGUGGAGAGACGGGUGUCCGCCUUGCCCGUGGUGGACGAGUCAGGAAAAGUUGUGGAUAUUUAUUCCAAAUUUGAUGUAAUUAACCUUGCUGCUGAGAAAACGUACAACAACCUAGACAUCACGGUGACCCAGGCGCUUCAGCACCGCUCCCAGUAUUUUGAGGGCGUUGUCAAGUGCAAUAAGCUGGAAAUACUGGAGACCAUCGUGGACAGAAUAGUACGAGCAGAGGUCCAUCGGCUGGUGGUGGUAAACGAAGCCGAUAGUAUCGUGGGUAUUAUUUCCCUGUCGGAUAUUCUGCAGGCCCUGAUCCUCACCCCGCCAGGUGCCAAACAAAAGGAGCCGGACACUGAAUGACGACCGGGAUUGGAGGCGCCCUUUUGGGACUUGAAUGAAGAUUCUGGGUUGCACUUUGCCUCAUCCACACCGACCACCACAGAAGAGAGGAAAAGGGCCAAGAACGUGUAUCAGGGUUUAGCGAUGGGUAUUCUUCCCAGUGAUGUUGAAACUAAGCGUUUAAAACAAACAAAGAUUUUGUGUGUUUGAAGAGCUGGGCCUGCAUCGUCAAGGCUGUUUUUGGGCCUCUGUCUGAGAGAUUUCAAAUGCCGUACGUCUAAUUAAAGCGCGCUGUGCCCUGACGUGUUUAUUUUCUUUCCCGAGAAUCCACUGGUAUGGGGACAGGGAACGUGACAUAAGGCGAGCGUGUGGCAUGUUCAGACCUAGUGCCUUAUGUCAGGACAGCGACACGUCCCCACUCCUGCUGGGGACAGCGUGUGCGUGUGCGAAAUGACACGGCUGGCGUGUGAGUCUUCGAACCUUCACCAGAUCAGUUUCUUUUUCCUUAGAUUUGUCAAGCACUUGUACUCUGAGCAUAAAUGACUUUAUAAAGUUUUAAGGACAGUUUUCUGUUCGAGUGUCUGGACUGCCGCGUAAGCGAGAGCGCUUUAUUUAUUUUUCCCUUCCCUGCGAUUCUUGUGCACGUCUUUUGGGGGGCGAGCAUCACCAUGCCCGUGGAUAAACCAUCGGGGGUUCUUUGGAAAUGGCAAGCUGCUCAUUAUUUAAGCCCGGGUGUGGCCAAGCCCCGUGGCUUCUCAAACAGCCGCUGGGUUUGCCGCACUGGAGUUGGAAGAGCGUGUGUGCAAACCCGCUCCGCUGGCCUGGCAGCAGGCGGCGGGUCCGAGGACACCGAGUGCCGGGAAGACGCGUGCUUCUUGUGUGUUGGAAUGUAAAGCCGUGCUGUCUGGGUGACCGCCGACGCGAUUGCUUCUGUGAAUCCAACUGUGGCAGGUACGGCGUAGUCCUGCGAGCGAAGAGAAACGCAGCGUUGCCGGGUGUAACUGCUCCGAACGUGUUCGCACUGUACAUACGAGUAUAGUUUUGUUUUCUGUUUUGUUUUGGGGUUUGUUUUUUGGGUUUUUUUUUUCAGAUUGAAAAAUUAAAAUAAAUCUUACUAUCUA
This is a messenger RNA of Artibeus jamaicensis (Jamaican fruit-eating bat), 3296 nucleotides long. It is a transcript of the gene PRKAG2, whose product is annotated as protein kinase AMP-activated non-catalytic subunit gamma 2. The record is from RefSeq and is a predicted model, not a curated record. Bases 502 to 2196 code for a protein of 564 amino acids. Lineage: Eukaryota; Metazoa; Chordata; Mammalia; Chiroptera; Phyllostomidae. The transcript has 16 exons.